GGUCCAGACUGUUGUGCUGGCAAGUGCUGGCAGCGAAGCGGGUGUAAAGGUCGGCAGUGCAAGAGUUGUGCAGCAGGGCUGGGCAGACUUCUGCCUCGCCUUUAAAUCCCUGCCUGGAGAAGCUCCAAGUGAAGCCCGGACGAGCCCCGAGCAGCAAAGGCACAGUGAAGGACACCAUGGUGCGGCGAGUGGCCGUCAUCGGGGCUGGGGUCAGCGGGCUGGUCUCCAUCAAGUGCUGCCUGGACGAGGGGCUGGAGCCCACCUGCUUCGAGAGGAGUGAGGACAUCGGGGGGCUCUGGCGCUUCACUGACACCGCCGAUGGCGGGAGGGUCAGCGUGUACCGGUCGGUCAUCACCAACACCUCCAAGGAGAUGUCCUGCUUCAGCGACUUCCCCUGCCCUGAGGAUUUCCCCAAUUUCCUCCCCCAUGGCCUCCUCCUGGAGUAUUUCCGAAUGUACACCCGGCACUUCCAGCUCCUGCAGCACAUCCGCUUCAAGACAACAGUUCUCAGCGUGAGGAAGCGCCCGGAUUUUGCCACUUCAGGCCAGUGGGAGGUUGUCACCGAGACGGAGGGCGUCCAGGAGUCGCACGUCUUUGAUGCUGUCAUGGUCUGCACGGGCCACUACCAGGUGCCCCUCCUGCCCUUGGCUUCUUUCCCAGGCAUCGAGACCCACUUCAAAGGCCGGUACCUCCACAGCCAGGAAUACAAAGAUGCGGAGGCUUUCCGGGGAAAGCGGGUCCUUGUGGUCGGCAUUGGGAACACUGGUGGUGAUAUUGCUGUGGAGCUGAGCCACGUGGCUGCGAAGGUGUUUCUCAGUGCCAGGAGCAGCACGUGGGUGUACAGCCGGGUGUCAGACCACGGCUUCCCCUUCGACAUGGUCAGCACCACGCGCUUUAACCACUUUCUUGAGUGGCUUCUCCCAUCAGCCAUCACGAAAAGGAUCAAGUUUCGGAGGUUCAAUUCAUGGUUUAACCACGAGAUCUAUGGCUUGGCUUCUGUUAAAAGUUCCAAUUUUCAUGUAAUUAUCAAUGAAGAGUUGCCAUUUUGCAUGCUCUCUGGGACUGUCAUGCUGAAGCCAAAUGUGAAGGAGUUCACGAAAACUUCAGCUGUUUUUGAAGACGGAACAACUGAAGAGAAUAUUGACGUGGUGCUCUUUGCCACAGGCUACAUCUUCUCGUUUCCCUUCCUCGAAGAGUCAGUUCGCAGCCCCCUCAAAAAUAACCGUUCCCUCUAUAAAUGCAUCUUCCCGCCCCAGCUGGAAAGGCCGACUCUGGCCAUCAUCGGCUUGGUCCAGCUGACCGGCUCUGUGAUGGCAGGAGCAGAAAUCCAGGCUCGCUGGGUGACAGGCAUCUUUGCAGGUGCAUACAAGCUCCCUCCUGCCAGCAGGAUGAUGGCUGAUGUUUUGAAAAAGCAGCCGCCGGUCAAAAGGAAUCCAUCCGAGCCCGAGCACUUGAAGAUUAGUUUCAUUAACUACACCUCCGACAUCGCUUCGUGCGCUGGCGUGAAGCCCAGCAUGCUGCGGCUGCUCCUGACUGACCCUCGGCUGGCCAUGGCCGUCUUCUUCGGCCCCUGCACGCCCUACCAGUACCGCCUGGUGGGACGGGGACGGUGGAGCGGGGCCAGGGCCGCCAUCCUGACGCAGUGGCAGCGGGUCUUGAAGCCCUUGAGAACUCGGGUGGUGGAGGACGGAGCCUCCCCCUGCUCCUGGCGCUGGCUGGGCCUCCUCGCCCUGCCCGCCAUGCUGGUGGCAGGGUUCCUCCUCUCCAAAUCUCCCCGUCCUGGGUGGGUUCCCAGGGGGCUUCGCCUUUUCUAGAACGGACUGAUGGAGUCACGGGGGGUGGUGCAGGGUGGACCGCGUACUUCUGCCACCAGCCCUGGGCCUCAAGAGGGCUGCGGGGAGAGGCUGAAGGGCUGGUGGGCACGGGGCCAGUGCUUCUUCUGGGGUGACGGGUGGCUUGUGGGGUGGGCAAGGUUGUUUUGCUGGGAAUUUAUGAGAGGCAGGAGGCAGAAAUAAACCUCGGUGAGCUUUUAA
This is a messenger RNA of Oxyura jamaicensis (ruddy duck), 2033 nucleotides long. RefSeq names its product dimethylaniline monooxygenase [N-oxide-forming] 4-like. Gene Ontology annotation, molecular function: NADP binding; flavin adenine dinucleotide binding; N,N-dimethylaniline monooxygenase activity. Bases 177 to 1814 code for a protein of 545 amino acids. The transcript has 9 exons. The record is from RefSeq and is a predicted model, not a curated record. NCBI's taxonomy places the organism in Eukaryota, Metazoa, Chordata, Aves, Anseriformes, Anatidae.